Molecule: messenger RNA, 1708 nt
Organism: Marchantia polymorpha subsp. ruderalis
Lineage: Eukaryota; Viridiplantae; Streptophyta; Marchantiopsida; Marchantiales; Marchantiaceae
Source: the annotation of a GenBank genome assembly
AGACGUUGUUCUAUCCAUGUCGAGCGCGAGAGCGCGUUUUCUCCGAAGAGAACGAGUCGGGGCAGAUUUGGUGAUCGAUCCCAUUGUUCAGAUCGAGGUGGCGGUGCGUAGCAUUGGUCGAGGCGGCUGCCUGGAGGCGGGCAGACCCGUUUGGUCAUUUGGACCCAUUUGCAUCCAGCAGCGACGUAUGGUCCGGGACCUAUCUUCUUGAUCUUCUCUGGUGGGAAGAUGAGCAAUUUGGAGCAAAUUCGCUCAGAUUUGCUCAUCACCUGCAGAGAUCCGGGUUGGCGGCAAAGCAGUGGACACUUACGUGAAGAUCUUGGUUGUGUCUUCCUCCUCUUCUCUAGACUUCAGUUUAUGUAUUUAUAUGUAUUCGUUGUUAUUCUGGUCUCUCCCUCUGCGAAAUUUUCGUCUUUCACAUUGUGGAGCUUUUUGGUUUGUGAGUUUUCUCGCUAUUCAAUGACUGACCGUCAGUAUCUUCAAAUGUAGGUCAGUUCGUUUUUGUUUUUAUUUCUUCCUUCUUGCUACACCUUCUUCUCUAGUAUUCUUUGGAGUUGCAGUACUGCGGGUUAUGAUUGAGGACUUCCACUGUUGAAUUUAACAAACUUAAGAGGACCUCCCUUGUAUAGUCCGAUGUUGAAGGUGGAGGCAGUUUUCCAACUCUUCUAUGGAGAAUACUUUUUCGAUAUCUGAAUAUUGGGCAUGUCCAACGUACAUGAGUGACAUUAAUCUUAGCAUCUGCCAUGCAAGGAACUUAAUGAAGAUUUAUCUCUAAAGACACUUCGAAAUCUAGAGCUUAACUUGAGAUGUGUGAGAGUACAAGCUUUAAGCACAAAAUCACAGGUGAGGUCAUUUAUUUUGAAGUUCAGCUGAACAAUAGAUCACCAAGGUUGCUCUUCUGAGAAUUUGUGAUCGUUCGGUUUGUUCAAAACUCAACCGGAUUCAGCCCAUUUCUACGAGGAACAAGUACAGGAAAGUAUCACCUCCCUAUGUGAAAAUUAGCCCUUGCAGUUAUGAGGACUUCAAUUCCAUUGUAUGCUCCUUCACUCGGCCAAAAGUGACUUUCGUGGAUCGGAGUCCAGCAUGCAGACUCGGAUCAACAAUACAUGCCCUAGAAUUCCUGCUUCUUGGCUUCUAGUGUGAUUCUUGCUCGCUGAAGGGUGUUCAAUAACUUCGACUGAUGAAAUCUGUUCCUUUUUUAGACAGCUUUUGCACCAAGGAUGUCCUUGAUGAACAAACUUUGAUACUCAAACCCAUCGCUACAUUGCCAGCUUCAUUUGGGCAACUAAUGGGUCGCUGGCUCACUGCUACAUGGUUCACAACCGAGAUUUCGGUUGAGAAAGGCGAACAGCUAACUAGGACUCAACCUUGUCAAAAAGUCACUUCGCUUCUAUUUAUAAGUGGUUGGGCACUCUUGUUACCAUCCCAAAUUGUGAUUGCAUGAAGUCACUUCUUUGAGAUGUAUUGAAGGGAUGUGAGUAAACCUCAUCGCUUUUACAAGUAUUAUCACUGCACCACAUGGAUACAAUAGGAGUUUUUUUCGUCUUUGGGUACAAUAGGAGACCUCUCUUUUUCGUUUUUUUUUCUCAACGAUUGAACAAGGUCAUACUUCGAUGUACAUACAGUUCUAGUAGAUUCUGCAUUAUCCUCUAGUUUGAUUUGAAAGUAAACUUAUAAAUUCCAACAAUACCAUUAAUGAUAUAAAAUU